UUACUUAACAAGAUGGCGGUGAAGUCAAAUUUGUCAACGACUUUUGCAAAUAGACUGAAAUUUCGACAUAUUUUAGAGAUGUAUCUUAAUUAUUACAAGUGCAGUUAGUCAGUGCUAGUUUUUUUAAUCCGAGCCUUGAUGGAAAAUUAUGUUCUCUAUGACGAGGUAGGACGAGGAGAGCACUCGAUUGUUUACAAGGGUCGUAAAAAAGGUAGCGUCGAGUUUCUUGCUAUCCAUUGCGUGGAUAAAUGUAAACGACUGGAACUUCAAAAUAUUGUCCGGUUAACACACGAGCUCCAACACGAGAACAUCGUUCUCUUCCAUGAGUGGUAUGAGACAACCAAUCACAUCUGGAUGGUGGUAGAGUUAUGUACUGGAAGUACCCUUGCAGAUAUCCUAUCACAAGACACUGGGCUACCAGAGGCAACGGUAAAACACUUUGGCGCGGAAAUUGCAAAGGCGUUGUUUUAUAUUCACACUCUUGGGAUUGUUUAUUGUGAUUUAAAGCCAUCAAAGGUUCUCUUGGAUGGACCUGGGAAUGUUAAACUCAGUGAUUUUGCUCUUGCAAGGGUUGAAGGAGAAGAGGACUUCUUGGAGUAUGGGGAUGCAAAUGAUAUUGACCCUGACGGGAAUGGUGAGGGAAUGAACCAUGAGAAGGUAAAAAGGCCCAAGACGUCACCUUACUAUAUGGCCCCUGAGGUCCUAAUGGGGUCACCCCACAGUAUGCAGAGUGACCUAUGGGCCUUUGGGUGCCUUCUAUUUGAGCUCUUUACAGGGGACCUCCCUUUUGUUGCAGAAACCUUUGAAGAGCUUGCAGAAAAAAUUCUUGGUCACGAUUUUCCUGAGAUGAAACAGAGUAAUGAAACUGUUUUGGUUGGUGCGACUCCUGAAUUUAGUAACCUCAUUCAAGGGCUGUUAGAGAAGGACCCUCCCAAAAGAAUUAGUUGGGGUGUCGUCGCUAAACACCCAUUUUGGGAUGGUAUGUUGAGUGAUUUAUUUGACGGUACUACUGGUGAGGAAGCAGAUUUAUCUGAGCACGAACCUGAUGUACUGGUUCUUAGCGAAGACAAGGAAGUCACAAGUAAAAGUCUGGACAUGUCAGAGAGUCAGGAGAACACACAGGGAAAAGUUCCAGAAGAAAAGGAGAUCAAACAGGGAACUUAUACCUUUAGUAGCAAGCCCCACAGUAUAAAUCAGGUGUCUUGUAAAAAAGAGGAAAAAGUAGAAAGCAAAAGAGUUGGUCAUGCACCUGUUAAAAGAACUAAGUCGAAGGAGCUUGCUGCAAAAAGCGAGGGAAUUGAGAAACAAGUUGAGGAUAAAAUACCUAGUCAUGCACCUGUUAAAAGAACCAAAUCAAAGGAACUUGCAGAAAAGAGUCAGGCAAAUAUAACAAAGAAAACAACCCAGGUAUCAAAUUAUUCCAGCAAAGGAUCCUAUCAACGCAGCAUAAAAACAGCAAAUAGUCAGAGUAUUUCAGAUUCACAUGCAAGUUUACCAUCAACCGCUGGUGAACAAGCAAGACAAGAAGUAUCUGAAUUAAUCUUCCAUCCUUCAGAUUUUAUCGUUUCCCCAAUUAUUGAUAAUCCUAAAAUCAAGAAGAUCCCAUUACCAAAGUAUGACCCCAAAGCUUUGCCUUGUCCCCCACUUAAACCAGCCGAAAUAAUGGAGUUACCAGAGGAGAAGAUCUUGGAGCAUUUGAGCUCUAUUGAGACAUUGCUUCUUCAGAGUGAGAGAAGUGGGGGUCAUGUCGCCGCCCUACAGAGGAGUAAACUGCACACUGUUGGGUACUUGGCUUCCUUGUGUCGGUCUGCUGAGCUUGCUAACAUGCUGUUUGAGUCAGAAAUGAUUCCUCACUUGGUUGGAUUGGUCAAGACUGGCUUUUCUGCAGACUUCAAGGCAAAAAUAGGCUAUCUUCUUGGCAUCCUUGCCGGCAAUGCUACCCUCAUCUCUGAAGACUUCUACAUGACUGAAGUCUUCACCACCCUAACUGAGGUAAUCAGAGACAAUUUCCGCAACACACGCCUUAAACAGCACCUCCUGCCUGCUCUUGGGGAGUUCCUGUUCUACGCAGCAACCCAGGAAGAGAUUGAGAACAGGCAGAUCGCUAAGUGGGACGCCCCAGGUUUGACAUUCACCAUCAUCACCCGCUGUCUGAACGAUGGAGAAGAUAUUGAUGUGCAGCAUUUCGCGGCUAAAACAAUUGAGCUUGUUUCUACAACCCAUGGCCGGCAUGCAUCUAAACUUGUCACUAAUGACAUUGCACAGUUGCUAUGGAAACUGUUCACCCAUUGCACUGUUGACGUCCAGAAGGUGACAGCCCUCUCAGCUCUGUGCCGUCUUACCUGUCACUCAACCAUGGUCUUCCAGCAUGUUGUGGAGAAGGCAGGAUUCAAGGCUGUUAUAGGUGCUCUCACCACAACAAUUCCUGGUGUUCAGCAGGCUUUAGCCUCCAUGUUUGCAGCUCUACUGGCAUCACGUCAAACCCUGGCCAAGAGAUUGAUCAAGGAGAAAGACUUCAUCAACAAGGUCAUCCACCUUCUGGACAGUCCUUCAAAUGUGAUCCGCGGGAAAACUUUCCUUGUUGUUCUUGGAAUGGUUCAGUUGAGUAAAGAAGCACUCCUUGGCUGCUGUCAAUCAAAACUGAUCACCCACAUAGAGAAGGACCAGAGACGGGCCAUGCCAAUCAAAGGGGAGUCCGCUGAAAACCUCGGCUAUCUGCGGGAGUGUUUGCAGUAUUGCAUAACAGCAAUUACAAAAGCUGCCCCAGAAGUGCUCACAAAUGUUGUCGGCAUCCUGGAUGAAGUGAGGGGGCGGAAACACCCUUCUGCUAAUCAAGCCAAGGACCUACGCACGCAUUUGCCACUCUUGUCAAUCAUUCUUCACUUGGUUACCACCCACUUGUUUAGAGCGCAAGUCAUCAACAAGGACUUCCUAAACCUUGUAGGACGUCUUUUGAAUCACGUUCAGUCCAUUGAUGCUGGUGGGACCAGUAUAGGGUCUGCGGCUGGACCUAAUGCUGCUGAAGAUCUAGCAUAUGUGGUCCUCUCUAUUAUGGAGUCAAUAACACAGCACCCACCCCUGCUCCUGGAGCACCAUGUGGUCAUAGUAGAUGACAUCCUCCCGCCGUUAGCUUCCCUGGUUAGCAGUACUAAUGGUAACACCCGUAUGUUGUGCUUGCGCAUGUUCUCUGAUGUGUCAUCUAUAUAUCUGGACAACUCUAAUGUGUGCAGUUCAUCAAGUGACAAUGGUAGUGUUCUUACCAGCACACACAAGCUGAAUGAGGUAAUCCGCCAGCACUUGUUGCCUCAAUACCAUCUUAUCCUGCAAGACCAGGAUCCUCUGCCAUCAUACGCCAUCAAGCUCCUGACUCCUUUCAUUGAGAGAAGUCCUGACAUUAUCAGCACCUUCAUUGAACAAGGCCUGCUGCAGAACCUCUCUCAGAUUAUAACCUCGCAUGCUGGUGAAGGAAACCUUGUUUUGCUACAAGGAAUCAUAGGACUGUUAGAUUGCAUCCUAUGUAGCAAGAACCUGGACAUGAGAGCUCUCUACCAGCAAGGUUUGAUCGACAGUGUCACAUCACUGUUUGUAGAUGUUGUUGCAAUUGUGAAUGGCAAUACCGAGUGUUCAAGUGAAGAGCUCUCUGCCAUCCUGCUGCCAUUGAUCGACACUGUCAAUAACAUCUUAAAGUUUGUGUCAAAAGAGGUCCGACUGGCCUUGCAAGCUAAGGCAGAAGCGGAUGCCAACAGUGCAGAGAUGACAUGUGAAGCCGAAGUAUUGUUAUUGGAUACCAAGCCAAUAUCCGAUUUAACAGGACUUCUGAUUAAUCUGCUGUGCUUUACUGAUCCUGAUGUGCAGGAAUGGUCUUGCAAGAGCUUGUACCUCGUUGCGGAAUUAUUUGGUGGUGCAUGUGAGGAUGCUAUGAGUACAGCCAACAUUUCCUGUCUGGCAGAGGCCCUAGAAUGCUCUGACGACAAGCGCUGCAAGCAAUUAUUAAGGAUUAUCAAGCGCAUGGUAUCUUCAAACCUAAACCAUGUAGAAUCUGUUGUGACUAAUGGAAGGGUUCUGAUUGAUACUCUGUCUCGCUUGUCGACCAAUGAUGUGGAAACAAUAAGAGUGUUAGCGCAGGACGUGUUAGGAAAGAUUGGAGUCAACUCUGCAUAAUUUUAACAUUUCUCUACAUGCCGCACCCAUACCCAGGGAGAUGGGGGAAAGGGGAUUCGGGCAAACCCCUAGAAGGUCUCCUGUUGAAGAGUUUUUUUUUGUCUAGCCUGCAUGGCAGCUCCAAAAGAGGGGAGUGGGACCCUGCUCCCUCUGAGCCACUACGCAGGCUAUUGUUUGUCCAUACCAUAUGGAACAGUUAAUAGUGUUGCAUAAUGAAAAGAUUGGUUCCCCUCUUUAAGUGUUUGAAAAAAACACUUGUUUUAGUUCACAAGUCCUGAAUUUCCCAAGACCUUGGUAAUAAAACAAGCAUUUAACCAA
Nematostella vectensis (starlet sea anemone) is the source of this 4479-nucleotide messenger RNA. RefSeq names its product serine/threonine-protein kinase ULK4. The record is from RefSeq and is a predicted model, not a curated record. Gene Ontology annotation, biological process: protein phosphorylation. Lineage: Eukaryota; Metazoa; Cnidaria; Anthozoa; Actiniaria; Edwardsiidae. Gene Ontology annotation, molecular function: protein kinase activity; ATP binding. The coding region runs from base 139 to 4161 and encodes 1340 amino acids. The transcript is spliced from 5 exons.